Messenger RNA from Trichoderma virens Gv29-8, 1074 nucleotides. RefSeq lists its product as uncharacterized. The transcript has a single exon. Lineage: Eukaryota; Fungi; Ascomycota; Sordariomycetes; Hypocreales; Hypocreaceae. The record is from RefSeq and is a predicted model, not a curated record. Bases 1 to 1074 code for a protein of 357 amino acids.
AUGCCUCCCCGAAGCAUCGACCGCACCUUUUACGAACACCUGCGAGACGCCUUCAUCCACCUCAUAAUCUCCACUCUCCCAUCUGAGGCCCGAAAUCAUCUCCUCUACCUCACCCCUCCCCCUGACAUCCUCGAAUACGGCUGCUGGUGCUUCAGGCCCAAUGAGCCCAGCCUGCAUGACUACACAAACUGUCCUAAUAUAAAAGAAGGCCCUUAUCCGAACAUCGUCGAAAGCGGUUCCCGCCCCCUCCAAUGCAAUCAUGUCACCCUGAAAGGUCUUGCUAGUCGCAAACACAACCUCUUCUGCUUCGACCCAGUUGAGUCCGCGGAGAUCUUCAUAAAUUGGUUCAUGCAGCCGUCCCCGAUUCUCGACGGUCACGAUGGGCUCCUCCGCAAGCAGCGCGAAGAUAUCCAGGAACGCCUCAGUCAAUACGAGGCGUUAUGUCCUGACAGCGCAUCGAAAGGACAUCGGGAAGAGAAGCUCGAUGUGCUGUAUAGAUUGCUGAGGGAUUUGCGGGCGAGGGACCUCCCGUAUGAGGCGCGAAUGGGGCAUGGUUCGUGGCACGUGGAGAGAGUGAGGGCGGUGCUUGGUUGGCAGAAUAAGAGUUUCGACGAGUGCUUGGGAAAUCUGUCCUGGGCCAUGAAAGAGAUUGGUGCUGGGACAUUGCAUGUGGAAAGUGCGAGGGCGCGGGCGAGGAAGAGAGCGUUGGAUGAGGCGAUGAAGAGAGCGAGGGAGGAAGAGAGUAUAGGCUGGGGGCAGGAGCUGAGAGCAAGGGAAGAUGUAGACAGGAGAGCGAGGGAAGAGGCGAGGAGGGUAGAAGCAGACAGGAUAACGAGGAGGGAAGAAGCUUAUAGGAGAGCAAGGGAAGAGGCGAGGAGGGAAGCGGCGGCGAGGAGAAUAAGGGAAGAGGCGAGGAGGGAAGAGGCAAGGGAAGAGGCGAGGAGGGAAGAGGCAAGGGAAGAGGCGAGGAGGGAGACGGCGAGGAGGAGGGCGAGAUACGACGCAGAGAGGAGAGCGAGGGAAGAUGAGGAUAGGCCACACUACCGUUCUCGAGGACAUUCAAGGAGACGUUAG